Molecule: messenger RNA, 2032 nt
Organism: Pecten maximus
Lineage: Eukaryota; Metazoa; Mollusca; Bivalvia; Pectinida; Pectinidae
Product: SWI/SNF-related matrix-associated actin-dependent regulator of chromatin subfamily B member 1-like
Exons: 10
Coding region: 39-1157 (372 amino acids)
Biological process (GO): regulation of transcription by RNA polymerase II; chromatin remodeling
Cellular component (GO): nucleus; nuclear chromosome
Molecular function (GO): transcription coregulator activity
Source: RefSeq, a predicted model, not a curated record
GAAGUGGAGAGUUGUCUUCUCUUGCAUCACCGGCAAAGAUGGCGAUGGUUGGAACAAAGACCUUCGGCGAUAUGCCGAACAAAUUUCAGAUCGAAGAAGGAGGAGAGUACUAUUAUGUUGGAUCAGAAGUUGGCAAUUACCUGCGUAUGUUCAGGGGUUCAUUGUAUAAGAAGUAUCCGUCUAUGUGGAGACGCCUUCUUACUGUUGAAGAACGUAAAAGAGUUGCUACUUUGGGAACUGGUGCCCCUGCCCUAGCUACUAACAUUACCCUACUGAAGGCUGUGGAGGUUGACAACAUUUUGGAAGGCAAUGACGACCAAUAUAAAGCUGUGUCAAUCAGCAGUGAUACCUCAUACACAAGAGACUCCAAAGCCAAAAGGAACACAUGGGUGACGACUGUUCCGAGUAGUUCUCAUCACCUGGACGCUGUACCAUGUUCCACCUCCAUCAACAGAAACCGCCUCGGCAAGUCAAAAGUCCGCACAUUCCCUCUCUGCUUUGACGACACAGAUUCUCCGCCAAAUCAUGAGAAUGCCAGUCUGUCUGAACAACUAGUACCUAUUCGACUAGAUAUGGAAUACGAAGGACAAAAACUCAGGGAUUGUUUUACAUGGAAUAAAAAUGAGUCCCUAAUCACACCUGAACAGUUCGCGGAGAUUAUGUGCGACGAUUUGGACCUCAAUCCUAUAAACUUUGUACCCGCUGUGUCUCAGGCAAUUCGCCAACAGAUUGAGGCUUUCCCAACAGACAAUCUAUUAGACCAACAGGCGGACCAACGAGUCAUACUCAAGUUGAAUAUACACGUCGGAAAUAUUUCCCUGGUAGACCAGUUUGAGUGGGAUAUGUCAGAACCCGAAAAUUCCCCGGAAGAGUUCUCCAUGAAAUUGUGUGCUGAGCUGGGACUGGGAGGGGAGUUUGUGACAUCCAUUGCCUAUAGCAUCCGAGGACAGCUGAGCUGGCAUCAAAGGACAUACGCCUUUAGCAGUGAAGCUCCCCUGCCCACAGUGGAAGUGGCCAUCAGAAAUCAAAACGAGGCUGACCAGUGGUGCCCGUUCCUCGAGACACUGACCGAUGCUGAGAUGGAGAAAAAGAUCCGAGACCAGGAUAGAAACACAAGGCGUAUGAGACGAUUAGCAAACACAGCGCCAUCAUGGUAGAAUCAGAAAUCUUGAUGAGUAGUACUUUCUACAUAGACUAAUGAUAUAGACCCCACAAUUGUGUUCAGUGAAAAACUACAGCAAUACCAACACAAAAGGCAAGGACAAUAGGGGACCAAAUGAUAGUGUUCUCAAUUGACCUAUAGGAACAAGAGUCAUCGAAUCGGACACAAAGCGUCGGAUAAAAGGACAGAAUUUCCUUAAUUACAAAUUGCUACGGAACAUCCUGCAUUUUGAUAUUUAGUAUUAUCAACUGAGAUAGCAUUUUGUUGUGUUAUUUAACUUGUUAACCUUCAAACAAGUGGAAAUUGUGUCUGGAUUGAGGAAGGUUUUCAACUAAUAUAAAAAAUGUGAAAUAUUUGUCACAAGCGAAAAUUUCAAUACAUUUUGUAUCACCAAGAACAGGCUUCAAUUCAUGAGAAACUGUUAUAAAAAUGCUGCUGUGAAAAGCUUAUCUUCCUAGAUAUUGUCAAAAUUUUGUGUGAUGGAUAACCAAAUUUAUUUUUUCCCACUUUCAUUCAAAGAUAUUUGUAUGAAAACUACAUAAAUGGCAGGCCAAUUUGUCUGAAUAUGGGCAUGACUUUGCAUUUUGUGUCUGUAAGUUGUGAGUUCUAAUGCAGAGAGUGGACUGGAUUGCUGUUUGAACAUGUUUUUUUCUGGAGAGAUGUAUAGUAUUCUGAAAGGUACAUUUUACUGAAUAAUGGUAAAAAGUUGUACCAUACAAAUUCAUAUGUACACAAGUUCAAAGGUCUGAUAUGAUGAGAAUGAUUGGUUUGUGUGUUAAGAGAGAGAGAGAGAGGGAGUUAAUCAGAAAGAUAGCGGAAAAAUGUAAUGAAUCUCGUGAAAUUGAGAAUAAAUUGUACAUGUAAAUACUA